ACCGCACCACCACCACCACCUUCGCCGCCUCCGACCCCACGCCCUUGCCGCCGCCCCGGCCUUACUUCAUCUCUCCGGCCCUCUACGCCACCCCCGACCCGGCGGCCCUCCCGGACUCCACGCCCACCUCCAUCUCCCCCUCGCCCUACGUCGUCAACCGCAAGGGCCGCCGCGGCCCCCGCCCCCUCGCCACCGCCGCGCCGACCAACCGCCUCGAUGGCUUCGAGAUCCCUGAUGUUCCUCUGGCUGGAAUGACGACGGAAGUUGGAGGACUAGCGGACGAGGAAGCUGGUUUGACCGCCAACUGUUCGGUGGAGAAACAACAGGAAAACGGAGAUAAGAAUCAACAACACGAAGAAGAAGAAGCGGAAGAAGAAGAAGACGAUGAUGGUAAAGAUAACUUCCUUGAUCCUCAGGAUUCAAGGAGCGUCGCGAGCAGCUGUAGCGCCAGAUUCGGCAAUCAGUCACGCCUAUGGAACCAGUCCGAGUUCUAUGAUGCUGCUGAAGAGUUUUUCUCUGAUGGUUCUGCGUCAUACUCAUCUCCAUCCCUUGGCACAAAUCCUGAAAUUGAACUACCUGCCUUAAGACUUAAUCUUCUCGAGGAGAUUCAUAGACGAAAAAUAGCAGAGGAGGCUCUUCUCCACAUGCAGAAUGAGUGGAACAGGACUGCGAAAUAUCUAUCUCAGGUGGGAGUAUCAUUUCCAGUAAUCCAGCAUGCUGAAGAUGUUCAAGUUGAGAUAAAUUCUGCAGCAAUUUGCCAAGAGAUCACAGUUUCAAGGUUUGUUUCUGAAGCUAUAGAAAGAGGUUUGGUACGGGCUGAAGCAGAAGCUGCUGCUGAGGAAGUCAUUCAUUCAAAAAACCAUGAAAUUUCUCGUCUGAGAGAUCGACUGCAGUACUAUGAAGCUGUGAACCGCGAAAUGUCCCAGAGGAAUCAGGAAAUUGUAGAAUUAGCUCGCCAACAACGCCUGAGAAGGAAAAGAUGGAGAUGGCUAUGGAGCUGCAUUGGUUUGUCUAUCACCAUUGGGGCUUCCCUGCUUGCAUAUUCAUAUGUUCCUCACUCUGGUAAAGACUCGUUAACAACCUCCUGCCCAGAUGCUCCGCCAGGCACAGGGGGUUCCAUGGAAAAUGAGUCUUAGUCCUGAUCGAAUGACCAUGCACUUUUUGGUUACCUUUGCGCAGAUGUCAUAAAAUCAAAGGUACAAUUGAAUCUGCUUCUCGUGUGAAGCUAUACCUCUUUUUCUCAAAAUGAAAUUUUGUUUUCUCAUCAUGGCUUCAGUUUCUUGGUUAGCCAAGUACUCUCUUUACAUCUUGGUGAACAGAAAAACUGCAGAUAGCAAUGUAAAAGAAUGCCAGUGUUGAUCUGUUUUCUACUACAUAUCAUAGUUGGCUCCCAUUGUCUUG
This is a messenger RNA of Elaeis guineensis (African oil palm), 1401 nucleotides long. RefSeq lists its product as uncharacterized. Lineage: Eukaryota; Viridiplantae; Streptophyta; Magnoliopsida; Arecales; Arecaceae. The record is from RefSeq and is a predicted model, not a curated record.